Molecule: messenger RNA, 1667 nt
Organism: Lucilia cuprina (Australian sheep blowfly)
Lineage: Eukaryota; Metazoa; Arthropoda; Insecta; Diptera; Calliphoridae
Gene: Lamp1
Product: lysosome-associated membrane glycoprotein 1
Exons: 4
Coding region: 336-1316 (326 amino acids)
Cellular component (GO): membrane
Source: RefSeq, a predicted model, not a curated record
UUAUUGCUCAUUGUUAUUUAAACGAAUAAUCAUCGCCGUUUGUUAAGUGCGUCUGUCGUCUUCUUUGAUUUUUCUUGUGUGUGCUGUGGAAAAAAUAUUAAAGGAAAAUAAAAGCAAGAAAAAACUAUUUGGAAUUUAUUAAAAACGCAAAAAAAACUUAUAAAUUAUUUUAAGCAGAAUUUUAUGCUAAAUUAAAGCAGAAAACAUAUAAAAUUGCAGAAAAUUUUACGUCCUCUUGAAACUAAGAUAUUUUUUGCUGUAGUAAUUUUUAUAAAAGCAAAGCAAAUAGAAAUAAAGUGAAAAUAUAUACUGCGAAUUAGAUUUUGUUGGUCAAAAUGUUUCAUAAUAAAUUAAUUACUUUGGCCGUAUUAUCAACGGCCUGCUUGCUAACAGCCGCUCAAAUGAGUGUUAAUUUAAGUGGAGCUGUACCACCCUCAACAGUUGUACCUAUUUUGCCUAUUAAGGAGGAUACUACUACAACAACUAGCACUACAACCACCACCACUACUACUACCACAGCUGUUCCUACCACCACUACAACAACAGCAAAAACCACUACAACAACACCAACAACUACGACAACAGAAAAAACCACUACAACAACAACUGUAGCACCCACAACUACUACAGCUGCUCCCAUAACGACCACAACACCAUCUCCCAAACCUUAUCCAGAACCAGAAAUUGGAACCUGGAACUCCAGUUGUGUAAUGGUACGAAUGGCAGCACAAUUGAAUUUCACUUACGACACCAAAGAUAACAAAACAGCUCAAGCUUUGUACAACAUCCCUAAGGAUUCCAAAGUUGAAGAUAUGAGCUGUGACAUGAAUUCGACACAAUUUUUACAGGUCAAUUGGGGACCAAUCACUGCUCAACACACUAUGGUUUUGCAAUUCGAUCGUUAUAAUGGCACCACCAACAUGACCAUGAUGAUGUUUACUCUACCCUUGAUGGGUGACAAUUUUCCAAAUGCUAAAGAAAAUCAAACCAUACAAUUGAUCUACCGUGGUGGUAUUUUCACAGCCCCCUCCAAAAUGUCCUAUCACUGUACUCGUCCUCAGGUCUUCAAUUUAACCGAAACCAUUAUGAAUAAAGAAGUUUUGGGCACCAUUAAGGUUCAUGAUGUUCAAACUGAAGCUUUCCGUACCUCUAAUGAUACUGGCUUUUCUACUGCACGCGACUGUGACAGUUCGGAAACUCCCGAUGUGGUGCCCAUUGCUGUUGGCAUUGCUUUGGUAGCUUUAAUUAUUAUAGUAUUGGUCUCUUAUCUGUGUGCUCGCCAUCGUUCCACUUCUCGUGGCUAUAUGAGCUUCUAAAUUCACCGAAGAGAGAAAGAAGAGAGAGAGGGAGAGUGCGUAAAAACCUCGCUCUUAAAUAUUUUAAAUUUAUUACACAUUUUGAAAUUCAAUUAGUAAACUGUUUUAGUUAUAAAAAAUGAAAGGUUUUCUUUAAAUGUUUUAAGUUUUUUUUUAAAUUUCUUUUUUUAUUUAAAACACAAGACUAAAUAAUUGGCUUUUUACUAAAAGCUUAAAAAGGGAUAAAUGAUUAAUAUACAAGGAAACCAAGUUUUUAAAUUUAAAUCACAUUUUAAAAUUGAAUUAAGAAAAGGCAGCCUUUUAAUAAACCUAAAUUAAAGCUGUCUUAAGUAUUUUAUGUAACUACAACAA